Chionomys nivalis (European snow vole) is the source of this 1321-nucleotide messenger RNA. RefSeq names its product protein phosphatase 2 catalytic subunit beta (gene Ppp2cb). The transcript is spliced from 7 exons. Gene Ontology annotation, molecular function: protein serine/threonine phosphatase activity. Lineage: Eukaryota; Metazoa; Chordata; Mammalia; Rodentia; Cricetidae. The record is from RefSeq and is a predicted model, not a curated record. Gene Ontology annotation, cellular component: cytosol. Bases 319 to 1248 code for a protein of 309 amino acids. Gene Ontology annotation, biological process: mitotic cell cycle; peptidyl-serine dephosphorylation.
AAGAGCGAGAGAGCCCGGGCCAGAGCGCGGAGAGGCCUGCGGGCGGCGGCUGCGGCAGCGGGCGGGUGCCGUCGGGCCGGAGCCUCCCCCGAGCUGCGCCGCGCUCCGCGCUGCGAGCCGUGUGCCACUUCGCCGCGCCCCGGGGCGCGGGGCCGGGCCGGGCGGGGCGGGGCAGCAGCUCCCGGAGGCCGCGGCCCGCAGCUGCCCGCUGCGCUUAGGCGGGGCGCGGGCUGCGCGCUCCGCGGCUCGGUGGUCCCGCCGGGGGCCGGCGGCGGCGGCGGGGGCGGAGGAGGCGGCGGGGACGCGCGGCACUCCGCCAUGGACGACAAGGCGUUCACCAAGGAGCUGGACCAGUGGGUGGAGCAGCUGAACGAGUGUAAGCAGCUGAACGAGAACCAAGUGCGGACGCUCUGCGAGAAGGCUAAGGAAAUUUUAACAAAAGAAUCAAAUGUGCAAGAGGUCCGCUGUCCUGUUACUGUCUGUGGAGAUGUGCAUGGCCAAUUCCAUGACCUUAUGGAACUCUUCAGAAUUGGUGGGAAAUCACCAGAUACAAACUAUCUAUUCAUGGGUGACUACGUAGACAGAGGUUAUUAUUCUGUGGAGACUGUGACUCUGCUUGUAGCAUUAAAGGUGCGCUAUCCAGAGCGCAUUACAAUAUUGCGAGGAAAUCAUGAAAGCCGACAGAUCACCCAAGUGUAUGGCUUUUAUGAUGAAUGUCUGCGAAAGUAUGGGAAUGCUAAUGUGUGGAAAUACUUUACAGAUCUCUUCGACUAUCUUCCACUUACAGCUUUAGUGGAUGGACAGAUAUUCUGCCUCCAUGGUGGCCUGUCUCCAUCCAUAGAUACACUGGAUCAUAUAAGAGCCCUGGAUCGUUUACAAGAAGUUCCACAUGAGGGCCCAAUGUGUGAUCUCUUAUGGUCAGAUCCAGAUGACCGUGGUGGAUGGGGCAUUUCACCACGUGGUGCUGGCUAUACCUUUGGACAAGAUAUUUCUGAAACAUUUAACCAUGCCAACGGUCUCACACUGGUGUCUCGCGCUCACCAGCUUGUAAUGGAAGGUUAUAAUUGGUGCCAUGAUCGGAAUGUGGUUACCAUUUUUAGUGCGCCCAAUUACUGCUACCGCUGUGGAAAUCAGGCUGCUAUCAUGGAAUUAGAUGACACUUUAAAAUAUUCUUUUCUUCAGUUUGACCCAGCACCUCGUCGUGGAGAGCCUCAUGUGACCCGGCGUACCCCAGACUACUUCCUAUAAAUUCCUCCCCAGGACCUUUCUUUGUAUGUGGAAGUAUACCUGGCUUUUUAAAAUAUAUAUAUAUACAUAUAUA